CAAACAUUACGGAUGAGUGCAGGUGGAAUGUGGCUUGUUCUUGACACGAGUGGACAGCUAAGCUCCUGGGCUCGAGGCUGAGCGUUCAACUCGCAGCAAACAUCCAACUUUACAUUCCGCGCUCACGGCAACUUCUUCGUCGCAAUUUUCUGCAACAACACCUAGGAGUCACUUGAUCUUGUUUCACGACACACCCAAGCACCAUUGCUUCCAUCAUGGCCGACGCUGAAGAGAAGGCCAAGGCCGAAAAGCUCGCCGCCGCCAGAAAGAGAGUAGAAGAGUUGAAAAAGAAGAAGACAAAGAAGGCCGCUGGUUCAUCAAAGAAGGAAAAGGCCGAGCCAACAGCGGCAGAACCCGGCGUCUCGAAGGACAAGGACCCCGAAGCCGAACCCACGACACCCGCCGAUCCUGCCACCGAAGACACGAAAGAGGACGAGAAGGAAGCUACGGAAGCUAUCGCGGAGCAACCAGCAUCGCCAACUGCAUCUCAACCUUCACUAGCUCAACAGUCCAAGCUCCGUUCUGCGUCCUUCCGACAAGGAUCCGUCUCCGCCGGCAAUGGUCCUCUUUCGCCCAGCGCCGAGGCUCCUGAAGGCGAGAGUGCCACCGAUAUUUAUCGAAAGCAGCACGCUCGGAUAGAGGAGCUUGAGAAGGAGAACAAGCGUCUAGCCAAGGACUCUACCGAUGCGGAGAGGAGGUGGAAGAAGGCCGAGGAGGAGCUGGCUGAUCUGCGUGAGACUGAGGGCGAGGGCAAGGGCGGUCCAGACAGCCAAGUCGAAAACCUAAAAUCCGAGAUCGAGGCCCUUCAGCGCCAGAACUCUCAGCUCCAGCAACAAGCUUCCCGCGCAGGUGGCCGCCACGGAUCCUCGCCAUCGGUUUCGAUGUCUUCUCCCCCCGCCGAGCUCGAGGCCCAGCUUGCCUCCAAAACCGCCACUAUCGAGUCGAUGGAGAUUGAAAUAUCAAAGCUCCGCGCACAGGUGGAUCGUCAGACUAGCGGCACCUCCUCCGAAAAGGAGCAGAUUGCCGCUUUGGAAGAGAAACUCGCGCGAUCUGAAAAGGCCGCCACCAAAGCGCAGCAAGAACUGACUGACUUGCGGAAGAACCUUGACCGUACGGCGGAAAAGGCUGUCCGUGAGGGUAGCGAACGCACGAGCGCAGAGACGAAGCUCCGCAGCUUGGAGCAUGACCUCGCCGACUCGAUCGAUGCCAGGCUGGAGGCCGAGAAGAAGGCCGACGGCCUGGAAAAGAAGGUCACGACGCUGACCACGCUUCACAAGGAGCAGGACUCGCGCACUCAGACUUUGCGGAAGGAAAAGGAGCGCGCCGAGAAGGAGGUCAGUGAACUCAAGGCGCGAGUUGAGAGCCUCGAGAGCGAGAACACGAGGCUGCGGAGCCGUAAGUCCACCGAGGGUGGUGGCGGCCUGGAUGACGACGGCGUCGACGAGCUCGAGAACGAGGAGCGCUUGCGUCUCGAGAAGAAGGUGCGUGACCUCGAAGCCGAGGUCUACGAGCUCCGCCACGGGCACUGGCAGGAGAAGCGCCGCGAGCUCAACAGCCCCAGCUUCGAGAACGUGGACCUUGGCGGGAGCCGGGGCACGUCGCCGUCAGCGCACAGGAAGCAGGCGGCCGGCGGUGGCAUUGGAGACUUUUUCCAGAGUGGAAUCAACGCUCUCACCGGUACCGGGGACGACGAACUGCUCCUCGACGACGACGAUAUGGACUUUGACGAGGACGCGUUCCGCCGUGCGCAAGAGGACGACGCCAAGAAGCGUAUCGAGCGCAUCAAGGAGAUUAAGCGCACUCUUAAGAACUGGGAGGGCUGGAGACUGGACCUUGUCGAGAACCGGCGGGGCGGAUCCGAGGGUGUGGGCGAUGUAUUUGAGGUCUAGACUUGACGUCUAGAUAUUUCAUUUCUCUCUCCAGCGGCAAGGUCUACUGCCAGCUUCUGCUUAAGAUGCCGAGAAUCUCUUAGCUUUGUAGACUUGAAUCUCCUUUGACGCCUUAUUAUGGAGCGUCAUUUUCUCCGGUUUCAGACGCUUGGGAGGAAGUACUCUCUCCAAGAAAGCGUUAGGAUUUCUUGGGUUCAAGUCACAGGUGUAGAGUUGAGGGCUCUUUUGUUUUCAUAGAUUCGAGGGCCUUUUGAGCUCGGGAAUAUGUAAGAGUACAGGUAGACGAGAACUGAUAUCCAAACAAAGUGAAUUUCAACGAGCGUCACUGAGCUUGGUU
Molecule: messenger RNA, 2226 nt
Organism: Colletotrichum acutatum
Lineage: Eukaryota; Fungi; Ascomycota; Sordariomycetes; Glomerellales; Glomerellaceae
Exons: 3
Coding region: 216-1889 (557 amino acids)
Source: RefSeq, a predicted model, not a curated record